CUACCUUUAUCUGUAUUCCGCUUUUCAAACAGAACCCUGAGUACGAUCAUUGACGAAAUGGAGUGGUUUACGAAGUGUUGUCUGCUGGUGAUUUUGGCCGUGUGCUUCGGCAGUAGUUUCGUGCUUGGAGACGGUAGGAACCUACAAGGGUACAACGGCGAUCUUUACAAUGGCGAAUUCGAGAACGAAGAGGGUACGGAAGCUUUACGGAAUAUCAUCGGUCAGAUCAUCGAUGACGUCGACGCUAAAAAUAACAUCCGGACGGCCAUCUUGGAGGACACCCUUGAGCAUGCGCAGUACGAGCCAGACAAGAGGUCCGGCCGGUGCCGCUCGGGAACAAAGUGUAUCAUGAGAGGUCCGAACCCAAACACAGCCAGCCGGGUUCUACCAUUCGGAAAGAGGGAGGACGACUCGCCCAACAAGCUAGCACGGAGGGGACGCGGACCACCCAAGAACUCCAGAGCUCGGGGCGGCAGGACCCUACUGCCUUUUGGGAAAAGACGCUAACUCAGUCGAUUGUGAAGUAUUUUAUUUCCCAUAAUUAUUUUGACAUUAUGUUUUUCCUUGAAAACAACAACCAAAAACUGUCCUUUUUAAAAAUUAAUCGCAAAUAUUGAUUAUGCCAAUCAUAAAAGUUGGUAAGCAGAAACAAUUCUAACCAUCAAGGAGCCAAUUCAAAAUAAUGUUUUGACCAAAACCAACACAGAUGCUUAGCAAAAACUGUAAGCACCAAGUAUAAAACCUUACAGGGCUAUGGAACUAGUACCUCCUAGCAGAUAUAUUUACUUGUAAAUAAUAUCCUUAUUGGAAAACACCGCCCUCUCGUGUUUUGCAUAUAAAUAGGAGGACAACUUUAAACUCAAGCUGUCAGUAGGUAGAAGACAAAAAAUUGAAAUAGUCAAAAACACAUUUUGCCUAAUGAGCUUCAGUUUUGGCAACAAUUUUUAGAUGGUUGUCUUUUAAAUUAAUAUGCUAGAAUCUGAUAGUCGGUUAUGAUUUUGAUUGGUAAGACUGCCUUUAAGUGUAAGAUUCCCGUACUGCGCAUGACUGAAUGGUCUGAUUUGUAAUUUUUCUUAUGAUUAUUGCAAGCUCUUGGCACAUGCAGACAACAAAACACACACAAAUUAAACUUGCAUUUGAAAACCAGAGAGCCAAAUGUUAUAGAGCUGCUUAAACACAAAAACUAGCUUACAAGAAAAAAGUUACCAGUUAAGAAUAUCAUUUCACAUGUAUGAUUUGUGACUGGUAUUCUGCCUAAUGUUGAUUAGCAAAAAUUUAUCCAAUGCAAUGAGGACGAAAGUUCCAAGAAAAUACAAAAAAAUGACUAAUCCGGCAAUUUAGGCAAAUCCACUGCAUCAAUUCGAAAAAAUAAAAUAAAAAUCGGGAAACAAUCGUGAGUGUUUAGACAAACAAAAACACUUGUAAUAUUGGUUCGCCUUAUCUUUUCUAGCAACCAACAGUAGACUUUAAUGUUUAACAUCGCAUAUAUAUACACAUUAACAUAAAUUAUUAAAAUAUUAUUCAUAAUAUUCAGUUUUAUUUAUCAUUAUAGGGAGAUUGUAUCAAACGCCACCGACAUUAUUGAUGUAAAUUUAAUUAAUGUAUUUGUUUCGAAGAAGCACGGUGAUAAACUCACAUAUUUGCCUGUUGUAUUGAAUUAAAAAGUAGAGAAUAGAAAUAUUAAAUUCGUGAACUGACAUGGUUUGGGACUAGUGAUGUUUUCUUACGCGAUGUUACGCAAGAAAAAAAUAUUAUUACGAGUAAAACAAAUUUAUGUAAAUAGUAGAAAUUAUUUCAAGUUUAGAUCUAACAGCUGACGCUAAAAACGGAACAAGACUUAUAGAUAAAUUAUAUGCUAUAAUUUUUCGUUUGCGAAUUUUUUGUUCAGUAUGACUUCGGAAACCAAUUUGAACAACGAACCUUAA
Molecule: messenger RNA, 1925 nt
Organism: Asterias rubens (European starfish)
Lineage: Eukaryota; Metazoa; Echinodermata; Asteroidea; Forcipulatida; Asteriidae
Exons: 2
Coding region: 58-507 (149 amino acids)
Source: RefSeq, a predicted model, not a curated record